GUAUCGUCCAGACUAUUGAUAAUACCACUGCGAAAAAGACAUACUGCUCCACCAUGCCCAGCAUCCACGAAAGAAUUCGCGACGACCUCCUCGUCCGGGAGCGUGCCCUCUGGACAGCCCUCACCUCUGCCGACCCAGCUCCAGCCGUCGAAAAACUCAGCAGCCCCGAUGCCAACUUCAUCUUUCCGCAGAUGCCCAUCGUGACCAUUGACGGGACAGACCCAUCGUUAGAGGAUGUUGUCCAGCCGCCGUUUCACCGAUUCGACUCGUUUUCGUUAGGAGACACACGAACGAUUAUUCUGGACUUGAUGGCGGGUGUCAUCACGUAUCAAAUCACGGCCACCAAGGGGAAUCAGGUAUAUAAUGCGACGGGGUCAUCGACAUGGAGUCAAGGGUCGGAUGGAGAGUGGAAGCUGGCUUGUCAUCAAGAGACGUUGCUGUGAUUGUAUCCGAGUUCACGUUGCAUGCCGUUACGAUAAGAUCUGAUUCGUGUAUAUAUUCAAGAUUCGCAUAUAUGUAUCUGGUAUUCGACAGACAUCUAUACAAGUCAGGAUUCAUUGAUCCGACGUGUGAACCUAC
Molecule: messenger RNA, 579 nt
Organism: Aspergillus glaucus CBS 516.65
Lineage: Eukaryota; Fungi; Ascomycota; Eurotiomycetes; Eurotiales; Aspergillaceae
Product: nuclear transport factor 2 family protein
Exons: 2
Coding region: 54-443 (129 amino acids)
Source: RefSeq, a predicted model, not a curated record